AUGGUUCACAGAAGAAUCCCCAAAAAGAAUCGAAAAAAGCUGAAAUCAGUUGAUCCAUUCAACACCAAAGCAAACGCCAAACAUAAUUUGCCUGGAAAAAAGUAGGAUUUUUUUUGUUAAAUCCAAUUUCUAAACCAAAGUUUUUCGUUUCAAGGAAUCAAAACAGUGCACCGGAAAAUUUGAAAGAUGAGCAACCUUUGACAAAAGUUCAGAAAGAAAUGAUGGAGCCGAAGAAAAUGUUGGAUAAAGCUGAAGUGAAAAAGAAGAAGAAGCAGAAAAAUGCGGUUUUGAGUGAGUAAUUUUCUCCCAGUAGAUAAAAAAUAAGUAUUUUUUCAGGAGAAGCUGAAAAUCUUGGCUUGAAAAAGGGGAGAUUCGAAACAGUUGAGCGAUUUGUGAGAAGAGUUGAGGGAAUUAUGCACUCAAGAAUUAAUGAAAAAAUGGCAAUUGCGAAGCAUGGUUUAGCUGGAAGAGAUCAGAAUGAAAUUGAUGCGGAUUAUAAGAAAAUCGAGGAUGCUGAAAAACGACGAAAAGAUCAGGAAAAACGAGAAAUUGAUAAUAAAAUCAAGGAGGCUAGGAAGAAACGAGAAAAGGAGGAGAAACGAAGAGAAGAGGUUGAAAAAAUCAAAGAGGAGAGGAAAAGGAAAAUGCAAGAAAUAGAAGAGGAGGAAAAUGAAGAUGAAGAUGAAGAAGAGGAUGAUGAAAAACCAAAGAAAAAAGUGAAAAAAGUUGAGAAAAGUAAGAAAGAACGACGGAAAGAAACAUUGAAAUCGAGAAAAGACGCCGAAACAAAAACCCGGGCAAAUGAAGCGAUUCUUAAUUCGAAAGAGGUUAUCGCAUUUGGAGAGAGAUAUGAUGCUCCGCCUGUUUUUGGGGGGCAUCUCAAGAAGAAAUUCGAGCCAUUGUUAGCGAAAGCUGGUCAGAAAACUCUUCUUCUUCAUUCGAUUUUAGCGAAAGGAAAUGAGAAGACGAAAUAUUUGGAUAAUUCAACGUCGACGAUUCAAGAAGAGCGGCAAAGAGUUAUUGAUGCUUAUCGGAGUAUCAAGAAAACUCGAAGUGGACAUUUAUAA
This is a messenger RNA of Caenorhabditis angaria, 1067 nucleotides long. Lineage: Eukaryota; Metazoa; Nematoda; Chromadorea; Rhabditida; Rhabditidae. The record is from the annotation of a GenBank genome assembly.